This is a messenger RNA of Vigna unguiculata (cowpea), 2751 nucleotides long. Its product is annotated as serine/threonine-protein kinase Nek4-like. Gene Ontology annotation, biological process: protein phosphorylation. Lineage: Eukaryota; Viridiplantae; Streptophyta; Magnoliopsida; Fabales; Fabaceae. Gene Ontology annotation, molecular function: protein serine/threonine kinase activity; ATP binding. The record is from RefSeq and is a predicted model, not a curated record.
ACUUGAUAAUCUGAAUUAUGCAGUUGUUAUUUGUAAUUACGAUGAGAUGAAAUAAACCAUGUUUAAUGUGGCUGAGUUUUUAUGGAGUUGAAUUUCUGUGUUUUGUUCCACUUUUUAGUUGGCAAGUUUGAAUUUUAUAUUCUAAAAGAAUCUAAUUUUUGGGUGGUCGCGUGGUUUUGCAAAGUUAUAAACAUAAACAUGUUUUUCGUCCUGGGCGAGAUUAAUGAGUAUAUGGACACGAGAAUGAUAAAUCCUUCAAACUGAAGAUACUAUGGGCAGCCUAUUCAGCAGUAUUGAAUGAUUGCCGUUAAAGCCUAACCACAUAAUUGCCGGUCUUUGCCUUGAACAAUUAAAGGAAGUAAAUAACCAAACCAGAACUGAUUGGUCACAUUUGGUGCUCUUUAUUACACAGCUCUUGUAUUGUAUGACAGCUUUUUAUGUUUCUUAUACAAUUAUAAUUUGGAAAUGAUUAGUCCCUUGACGAGAAAGACUCCUGUCUGCAGAAAGUGGUAAAUACUUACCUAAUUUUAGCGGUGUUCUAUUUCUAUGUCCAGAUUCCAGAUCUUGUUCUGUAAGAAUCUGGUAGAGUUGUCAGUUAUCACCGCAGAAUUUUUUCUUGUGGAUGUCUUGUUCUCAGUCUGUUCAUCAUUUGUUAUUGGAAAUAGUUCAGCAUAUUGUAGUGGCAAUGGUAUAUGUUACAUUAUGGGUGUGUCUGUUAUUAUUUAUUUAUGAUAAGUUUAGUGUUGCUAUUUGCUAUCAUUUUCAGGAAUUUCACUCUAUCGCUGACAGUGGGUGGUAGAAGUGAUUUCAAUUCAAAUGGAGCAGUAUGAAAUUCUAGAACAAAUUGGCAAGGGUGCAUUUGGUUCUGCUCUGCUUGUGAGGCAUAGGCACGAAAAGAAAAUGUAUGUUCUUAAAAAGAUUCGUCUUGCUCGUCAAACUGACAGAACCCGUAGAUCUGCCCACCAGGAGAUGGAGCUUAUUGCUAAAGUUCGAAAUCCAUUUAUUGUGGAGUAUAAAGAUUCCUGGGUAGAAAAGGGUUGUUUUGUAUGUAUCAUCAUUGGCUAUUGUGAAGGAGGGGAUAUGGCUGAAGCUAUAAAAAAGGCUAAUGGAGUCAACUUUUCUGAAGAGAAACUUUGCAAGUGGCUCGUUCAAUUGCUGAUGGCUCUUGAUUACUUACAUGGAAAUCAUAUCCUUCAUCGUGACGUCAAGUGUUCAAAUAUAUUCUUAACAAAAGAUCGAGAUAUACGUCUAGGGGACUUUGGUCUUGCUAAAAUGUUGACAUCUGAUGAUCUUGCUUCCUCAGUCGUUGGGACUCCAAGUUAUAUGUGCCCAGAGCUUCUUGCUGAUAUACCCUAUGGCUCGAAGUCAGAUAUCUGGUCUUUAGGAUGCUGUAUCUAUGAAAUGGCUGCACACAAGCCAGCUUUUAAAGCACUUGACAUACAAUCAUUGAUUAACAAAAUAAACAAGUGUAUAGUAGCUCCCCUGCCAACUAUGUAUACUGCUGCUUUUCGAGGGCUUGUCAAAAGUAUGCUGCGGAAAAAUCCAGAGCUGAGGCCAACUGCUUCAGAAUUACUAAAUCAUCCGCAUCUUCAGCCUUACAUUCAAAAGAUUCACCUUAAAUUAAAUAGCGCCAGAAGAAGUACUUUUCCUUUCCAAUGGCCGGAGCCAAAUUAUGUAAGGAGAACUCGGUUCGUGGAGCCAGAAUCUGUUUCUACUCUUUCUGACCAAGAUAAAUACUUGUCAUUUAGCAAGGACAUGGCACUGAAUCCUAGUAUUUCUGGAACUGAACAAGUUUCUCAGUGUUCUACUCAAAGAGCACUUGGAUUAUCCACUUGUUCAGAAGAGAAAAUCUAUGAACUAUCUGUAGGUUGUGUAGGUAACAAAUACAAUGCUGACACAUCAAAAGCCACGAAGGUCUCAACAGUUGAAAGAGCACCAAGAUUGAGGGCAGUUACAGCUUCUGCCACUGCCAAAAGGCAGACAAUGGCACCAUCAAAGACAACCUAUACUGGUCCAAACAGAGAUUCACUUCCAGUAUCUAAGGCACCAUCUGGAAGGUUUUCCACACCACCAAGAGCCAGGGCGACAACAAACUUGUACACCAAUUUCUGUGUCCUUGGAAGUGUGGACUCUCCUAAUGUCUCUGUUAAUGCACCACGAAUCGACAAGAUGGCUGAAUUCCCAAUGGCUUUCAGUGAGGAUCCCUUUUUCCCUGUUCGUGGACCAUCAUCAACUUCAGCUCGCUGCUCUUCAAGCUCAACACGGAGUACUGCAGAUUGUUCCAUCACAAUGGUCAAGUGUACAAUUCAGGAGGACAAAGUUACUGUCCCCAACAUUGUCAGUGAUGCUUGCCCUGGUCCAAAGGCAACUCAAUACCCUUCUGAGCAUGUAAAAGCUUGUGUUUCUAGUCGCUCCUCUGCUGAGGUGGAUCAGCGCCGGUUUGACACGUCAUCAUACCAGCAACGCGCAGAGGCUUUGGAGGGUUUGCUGGAGUUCAGUGCCAGACUCCUUCAACAACAAAGGUUCGAUGAGCUUGGGGUGUUGCUAAAGCCGUUCGGGCCUGAGAAGGUUUCUCCUAGGGAAACAGCUAUUUGGUUGACCAAGAGCUUUAAGGAAACUGUGGUCUAAGGUUUUCUUUUCAUGCACGUUCUGAUCAUUGCUAACGGAUAGUGUACAUAAUGUUGUGUAUGUUGACGGUAGAAUAAUGAAGAGUGGCUUUUAUUAGUGGCAUUAGCAUUUUCGAAUUCAGAU